AUGGCGGCUGAAAUUGGCCACAUUGCCGAGUUGCUCAACGCAACCCUCGAUUCCUCUCAGCACCGAAAAGCCGAGAACGCUCUCAAGCAAGAGGCGGCCAAGCCGCAAUACUCGCUAACCCUCCUCAACAUUGUCAAUUCCGAAUCCCUCCCCAUCAACACCCGACUCUCUGCUGCCUUGGCCUUCAAAAACUUCAUUCGAUACAACUACGUGGACGAAGAUGGCAACUACAAACUAGCGCAGGAUGAGGUGCACACCAUCAAGGAGCGCCUCAUUGGCCUCAUGAUCUCGUGCCCUUCCAGCGUCCAGAGCCAGCUCGGAGAAGCUAUCAGCGUCAUUGCCGACUCGGACUUUUGGAGACGAUGGGACACCCUUACCCAGGAACUUGUCAGCAAGUUCUCCACUACCGACCCCAAGGUCAACAUAGGCGUCCUGGAAGUCGCGCACUCUAUCCUCUCCCGUUGGAGGCCGCUCAUGCGAACCGACGAGCUGUACACCGAGAUCAACCACGUCAUUGCCACAUUUGGCCAGCCAUUUGUCCAGCUCCUCGUGACCACCGACCGCAAGAUUGCGCAAAAUGCCGAUGACAAAGUUGCCCUCAAGGGCUGGUUCGAGACGUUGGAUCUCCAGAUCAAGAUUCUGCACGACAUGUCAUCGCACGACCUGCCUCCAAUCUUUGAAGAAAACCUUGAAAGCAUCUCCAGCUUGCUGCACAAGUACUUCACUUACUCUAACCCGAACCUGGAAACCGACGACGACAGCGAAGCGAGCAUCGUCGACACCGUCAAAGCAGACAUAUGCGAACUGCUCGAGCUCUACACGAUCAAGUACGACGACGACUUCUCCAGGUUCUGCGACCCCUUCAUCUCGAGCGCGUGGAAUCUGCUGUCUUCGACUGGCCUGGAGACAAAGUACGACAACAUCGUCAGCAAGGCUCUUCACUUCUUAACCGCCGUCGCGUCCACCUCUCAGCAUGCGGGCAAGUUCAACGACGAAAACGUCCUCACCCAGAUUGUGGAAAAGGUCAUCCUCCCCAAUGUCGCCCUGCGAGACUCGGACAUGGAGAUGUUCGAGGACGAGCCCAUCGAGUUCAUUCGGCGCGAUCUCGAAGGGUCCGACACCGACUCGAGGCGCAGAUCUGCGACGGAUUUUCUGCGAAAGCUGCAGGAAAGGUUCGAGUCUCUGGUCACCGUCAUCGUCUCCCAAUACAUCGAGCAUUACCUCACCCAGGCCAAGGCAGACUGGAAGGCCAAGGAUACGGCAAUCUACCUGUUCCUGUCUAUUGCGGCCAAGGGUGCGGUCACGGCCGCGCAGGGUGUCAAGACUGUCAACCCGAUGCUCAACGUGGUCGACUUUUUCGAGCAGCAUAUUGCCUCGGACCUGGUGGGCAGCGACCAGGUACAGCCCAUCUCCAAGGUCGAUGGCAUCAAGUACCUCUAUACCUUCCGCAGCCAGCUGUCGAAGGAGCAAUGGAAGCUCGCGCUGGGUCCGCUCGUCCAGAACCUGAACUCGUCCAACUAUGUCGUCUACACGUACGCCGCCAUUGCGGUCGAGCGUGUGCUAUUCUUGGCCGACGACGCCGGCAACCAAAUGUUCCCGCGCGCGGAUAUCGAGCCUUUCGCCAAAGACCUUUUGACGCAUUUGUUCAAGCUGAUCGAGAAGGACACGAGCCCGCCAAAGCUGCAGGAGAACGAGUUCUUGAUGCGAUGUGUGAUGCGGAUCCUCAUCGUCAUCAAAGACGGCGCCGCGCCCAUGCUGGACAACGUUUUGACUCAUCUGAUCCUCAUCACCAACGUCAUGAAGCAGAACCCGAGCAACCCCAGGUUCUAUUACUAUCACUUUGAGGCCAUGGGCGCCCUGGUCCGCUAUUGCUCGACGACUAGCGCCACUCUCUUCAACGAGAAACUGUGGGACCCGUUCCACAAGAUCCUGGCCGAGGACAUCACCGAGUUCAUUCCCUACACCUUCCAGAUUCUCGCGCAACUGCUAGAGUCAGCCCCGUCCGAGGCCAUUUCGGACAACUUCAAGGCGCUCCUCGGUCCGCUGCUCACCGCACCCUUGUGGGAGACCCGAGGCAAUGUGCCAGCCUGCACCCGGCUGCUGUCCGCAGUGAUUCCCAAGGCGUCCAAGAUCAUCAUCGCAGAGAGUCAGCUGGAGCCCGUCUUGGGAAUCUUCCAAAAGCUCCUGAGUGGGAAGAAGUCGGAGUUGCAGGCAUUUGACAUCCUCGACGCCAUCAUCCACUCUUUUGAGCCGGCGACACUGGACAAUUAUAUGGGCACCAUUAUUCAACUGCUCUACACGAAACUGCAGGGAUUCCCCACGGACCCGUUCAAGCUCCGAUUCGCCCGAUUCUAUCAUCUCGUCGGGGCAAAGCUAGAGGCUGGCUAUGGUGCCGACUACUUCAUCAAGCAGUCUAACCAGGUGGACGAGAGGGCCUUUACCCAGGUCUACCCGCCCUUUGUCCUUGCCGAGACGGAGAAGCUUGCGAGGCCGGUCGACCGCAAGACGGCCGUGGUGUCCCUGACCAAGACGCUGUGCGACUCGGAGGCGUUUGCACAGAAGUUCAUGAAGGGAUGGGCCAACAGUUGUCGGAUCCUGCUCUCUCUGCUCGCCAACCCACCGACGGUGUCGGCCGGGAUGGACAACGAGAUCAUCACCGAGGCCUCUGUCGACGACAUUGGGUUCGGGCUCACCUUUACCGCCCUCAACACGUGCAGGCCCCUGGCGUGCGACGACUUUCCCGAGAUCGUCGACGUCACGAAGUGGGUCAGGGAGUACAUGGCCGCGGCCAACACGCGCCACGGCGGCACCGUCGAGGGCUUCAUCACGCAGCGGCUUCCGCCCGAGCAGCAGGAGGCCAUUGCGCAGUACAUGCGCUAG
Hirsutella rhossiliensis is the source of this 2880-nucleotide messenger RNA. Its product is annotated as cse1 domain-containing protein. Gene Ontology annotation, cellular component: cytosol; nuclear envelope. Gene Ontology annotation, biological process: protein import into nucleus; protein export from nucleus. Gene Ontology annotation, molecular function: small GTPase binding; nuclear export signal receptor activity. The coding region runs from base 1 to 2880 and encodes 959 amino acids. The transcript has 7 exons. The record is from RefSeq and is a predicted model, not a curated record. Lineage: Eukaryota; Fungi; Ascomycota; Sordariomycetes; Hypocreales; Ophiocordycipitaceae.